CUCAAUUUCCUUGUUGACGAUCUCGUUGUCAAGGAAGAACAAUUAGUCAUUGUCAUCAUUUGGAGAGUGUCGUGCUAAUCGGUCUACAACGACUCCAUUGAACAAAUUACAUUUUGUUCAGUAUUUUAUUGAAGCCUAUACUCAUGGCUGCUUGGCCACGAUAUGGAUUCUUGCCUCGCACCGCUCGUGGCCUUUAAUUUACUCUUUUAUCUCUUCAGGUCUGCCGCUGCCUCCGAUUCCUUAACGCCUCAAAACCCAUAUCUCAGAGAUGGCAACAGUCUGGUCUCCAGUAAUGGAUUAUUCGAAUUGGGUUUUUUCAGUCCUGGCCUGCCCAGCAACCGUUACUUGGGAAUCUGGUACAAGGAUCGCCGAGGUCCGACCGCCGCUUGGGUCGCCAACAGGGGAACCCCUAUUAAUGACUCGUCUGGUGUACUGGCGAUGAACAUUACAACAGGUAAUCUCACACUCUACAGCCACAAUUCCUCCAUAAUUGCUUGGUCCGCAAGGUUACUGAGAAAAGUCCCCAAUGGGGUACUCCAACUAUUGGACACUGGAAAUCUUGUGCUGCGGAAUACCGACGAUGAAAACCCCCAAAACUACUCCUGGCAAAGCUUUGAUUACCCUUCUGACACCCUCUUGCCUGGAAUGAAGCUGGGUUGGGACUUGAAACAUAACAUAGAAAGAAGAUUAGACGCUUGGAGGAAUCCCAAUGACCCAUCUCCUGGGGAAUUCAAUUGGAGGAUGGAGCUUCAUGCAUAUCCCGAGACCGUCAUGUCCAAAGGUUCCCGGAAAUACGUCAGGCAUGGCCCAUGGAAUGGUGUGAGACUCUCUAGUAGACCCAUAGCCGCAACCCCACUUCUGAAUUUCAAUUUUGUUGCAAAUCAGGAUGAGGUUUACUAUCAAUACUCUCUUAUAAACAAGUCUCAUACAGUGAUGUUGGUGAUGAACCAAUCCGAUUACAAGCGCACCAUGUAUUUGUGGUCUGUAUCUGAGAGACGGUGGAGAGUUUACUCUUCAUUACCAAGAGAUACAUGUGACAAUUAUGCUAUGUGUGGUCCUUUUGGAUAUUGUGAUAUAAGGGUCCCUCCUUUUUGUAAAUGUCUUGAAGGGUUUAAGCCAAAAUCACCUGACAGUUGGAAGGCAGGCGAAUUCGCCGAUGGUUGUGAACGAAACAAAGUGAUGAAUUGUGGUGAUGAAAUUGGGUUUUCAAAGCUCAACCGUAUGAAAUUACCAGACACAACGCAUACUUGGGUCAAUAGAAGCAUGAACCUUGAAGAGUGCAAGCAAACAUGCUUGAGAAAUUGUUCUUGUAUGGCUUAUUCAAAUACAGAUAUCAGUCACGGUGGCAGUGGCUGUGCUUUGUGGAUUGGUGAUCUAAUUGACUUGAAAUUGAUCCCGGAGGCAGGAGGACAGGAUUUAUAUGUCAGAAUGCUAGCAUCUGAAUUAGUCAAGCUUAGGGAGUCACACAAAACAGAGAGAUUCAAUCUUACGGUGAAGAUUUCUUUGGCUGUGGUUGCCGCCGGUAGUUUGGCUAUACUUUUCAUAUGCAUAUACAUGUGCAAAAAGAGAUCAACCAUCAAAGAUGAUCAUGAGAACAUAGAAGCUCAAGACCUGGAGCUUCCCUUGUUUGAUCUAUCCUUGAUAAAUAGCGCCACAGAUAACUUCUCGGUCAGUAAUAAGCUAGGAGAAGGUGGCUUUGGGCCAGUUUAUAAGGGUAAGCUUACAAAUGGACAAGAGAUUGCAGUAAAGAGACUUUCACAGAGUUCUGGACAGGGAAUGGAUGAGUUUAAGAACGAAGUAAUCCUGUUCGCAAAACUUCAACAUCGAAAUCUUGUAAAACUUCUUGGUUGCUGCAUCGAAGGAGACGAGAAAAUGCUAGUUUAUGAGUUUAUGCCAAACAAAAGUUUGGACUUCUUUAUAUUUGAUAAAACACAACGUGAAUUAUUAGACUGGUCACAACGAUACCAUAUUAUUUGUGGCAUUGCUAGAGGACUCAUGUAUCUUCAUCAAGAUUCUAGAUUGAGGAUUAUACAUAGAGAUUUAAAACCAAGUAAUGUUUUACUUGAUAUGGAUAUGAAUCCAAAAAUCUCUGAUUUCGGUCUGGCUAAAACAUGCGGUGAAGAUCAAACCGAAGGAGAAACGAGAAGAGUGGUUGGAACUUAUGGAUAUAUGGCACCGGAAUAUGCAUUUGAUGGACAAUUCUCGGUAAAAUCUGAUGCAUUUAGCUAUGGCAUUUUGUUGUUGGAGAUCAUUAGUGGAAAAAGAAGUAGAGGUUUCUCUAACUUGAAUGACCAAAAUCUUGUUGCAUAUGCAUGGCGACUGUGGAAAGAAGGAAAUAUUGAAGAAUUAAUCGACGAUGCCAUUCGAGACACGUGCAUCCUUUCGGGGGUAUUCAGAUGCGUCAAUAUCAGUUUGUUGUGUGUUCAACAAGAGCCUAACGAUCGACCCACAAUGUCAUCAGUGGUUAUGAUGUUAGGGUGUGAAAUUCCGUUGUUGCAACCGAAGCCACCAGGAUUUUUCGUAGAAAAUGAAGACAUUGCAAUGAAAAGUGUGUCAAGUAAAGAUGAAUCAAUUUCAACGAAUGAAUUGACUAUUACGCUUCCAGAUCCGAGACACCCUCUUCUUUUUCUUCUUCUUCUUCAUAGUCGCUCCAUCGAUAUGGGCUCUUUAUCUCCACCAUUCCUGGUCUUUAACUUGGUCUUUUAUCUCUUCACCUCUGCCGUUGCCACUGAUUCCUUGACUGCUCAAAACCCAUAUCUCAGAGAUGGGUGUACUCUGGUCUCCAGAAAUGGAGUCUUCGAAUUGGGUUUCUUCACUCCUGGUGUUUCGGGCCAUCGCUAUUUGGGAAUUUGGUUUAAGAAUCGCCGAGGUCCGACCUCCGUUUGGGUGGCGAACAGGAAAGCCCCAAUUAAUGAUUCAUCUGGUGUACUGGUGAUGAAUCUUACAACAGGUAAUCUGGCGCUCAAUACCCACAAUUCCACCGCCGUUGUUUGGUCCGCAAGGUUACUGAGAAAAGUCCCCAAUGGGGUACUCCAACUAUUGGACACUGGAAAUCUUGUGCUGCGGAAUACCGACGAUGAAAAUCCCCAAAAUUACUCCUGGCAAAGCUUUGUUUCAAAUAAGGAUGAAGAUUACUACCAAUAUGCUGUUGUAAAUAAGUCUCAUACAGUGAUGGUGGUGAUGAACCAAUCCGAUUACAGCCGCGCCAUGUAUUUGUGGUCUGCAGCUGAGAGUCGGUGGACAGUUCACACUUCAUCACCAAGAGAUUUCUGUGACAAUUAUGCCAUGUGUGGCCCCUUUGGAUAUUGUGAUGUAACGGUAACUCCAUCUUGUAUAUGUAUUGAAGGGUUUAAGGCAAAAUCACCUGAUAGUUGGAAGGCAGGGGAAUUUGCGGAUGGUUGUGAACGAAUCAAAGUGAUGAAUUGUGGUGAUGAAGUUGGGUUUGCACCGCUCAACCAGAUGAAAUUACCAGACACAACGCAUGCUUGGGUGAACAAAAGCAUGAAUCUUGAAGAGUGCAAGCAACAAUGCUUGAGAAAUUGUUCUUGUAUGGCUUAUGCUAAUACAAAUAUCAGUGGCGGUGGCAGUGGCAGUGGCUGUGGCCUGUGGAUUGGUGAUCUAAUUGACUUGAAGUUGAUCCCGGAUGCAGGGCAGGAUUUAUAUAUCAGAAGGCUAGCAUCGGAUUUAGUCAAGCUUAGGGAGCCACGCAAAACUGGUGGAUUGAAUCCUAAGGUGAAGAUUGCUUUGGUUGUGAUUGCUGCCGGCUUAGGUUUGGCUAUCAUCUUCAUAUGCUUAUACAUUUUCAAAAAGAGAUCAACCUUCAAAGAUGAUCAUGAGAAAAUAGAAGGUGAAGACCUGGAGCUUCCCUUGUUUGAUCUAUCUUUGAUAAAUAGCGCCACAGAUAACUUCUCCCUUAGUAAUAAGCUUGGAGAAGGUGGCUUUGGGCCAGUUUAUAAGGGUAAGCUUGCAAAUGGACAAGAGAUUGCAGUAAAGAGACUUUCACAGAGUUCUGGACAGGGAGUGAAUGAGUUUAAGAACGAAGUAAUCCUUAUUGCAAAACUUCAACAUCGAAAUCUUGUAAAGCUUCUUGGUUGCUGCAUUCAAGGAGACGAGAAAAUGCUAGUUUAUGAGUAUAUGCCAAACAGAAGUUUGGACUUCUUUAUAUUUGAUCAAACACAACGUCAAUUAUUAGUCUGGCCACAACGAUACCAUAUUAUUUGUGGCGUUGCUAGAGGACUCAUGUAUCUUCAUCAAGAUUCUAGAUUGAGGAUUAUACAUAGAGAUUUAAAGCCAAGUAAUGUUUUACUUGAUAUGGAUAUGAAUCCAAAAAUCUCUGAUUUCGGACUGGCUAAAACUUGCGGUGAAGAUCAAACCGAAGGACGAACGAAAAGAGUCGUUGGAACUUACGGAUAUAUGGCGCCUGAAUACGCUUUUGAUGGACAAUUCUCGGUAAAAUCGGAUGCAUUUAGCUAUGGCAUUUUGUUGUUGGAGAUCAUUAGUGGAAAAAAAAGCAGAGGUUUCUGCCACUUGAAUGCCCAAAAUCUUAUUGCAUAUGCAUGGCGUUUGUGGAAAGAAGGGAAUCCCGAAGAGUUGAUCGACGAAGCCAUUCGAGAAACGUGCAUCAUUUCGGAGGUAUUGAGAUGUAUCAAUAUCAGUUUGUUGUGUAUUCAACAACGUCCUAACGAUCGACCGACAAUGUCAUCAGUCGUUAUGAUGUUAGGGUGUGAAAUUUGUUUGUCGCAACCGAAACAACCUGGCUUUUUUGUACAAAAUGAAGCUAUGGGAAUGAAAGGUGACUCGAGUAAAGAAAAAUCAACUUCAGCUAAUCAAAUUUCUAUUUCAUUCCCAGAUCCAAGGUAAGUUCUUGAUCAAUAUUUGCGAACCUUGCUUGAUCCAAGGCUAGAGUUUGUUUCUAUUUUAUGGAAAAGUUCCUUUGAUUUUCCCUUAAAAUAUUUAUUGUGUAAGUAAUAGGUGAUAUUUUCUGAUAUUUAAAAAUUGAUUGGAUAUAUUGUUUCAAAGUAUAAUUGGCAUAAACGGUUUUCCGACCCUCUGACAUGCA
Molecule: messenger RNA, 5059 nt
Organism: Cucurbita maxima (winter squash)
Lineage: Eukaryota; Viridiplantae; Streptophyta; Magnoliopsida; Cucurbitales; Cucurbitaceae
Product: receptor-like serine/threonine-protein kinase SD1-8
Exons: 14
Coding region: 163-4860 (1565 amino acids)
Biological process (GO): recognition of pollen; protein phosphorylation
Molecular function (GO): ATP binding; protein kinase activity
Source: RefSeq, a predicted model, not a curated record